Messenger RNA from Pocillopora meandrina, 1044 nucleotides. The record is from the annotation of a GenBank genome assembly. NCBI's taxonomy places the organism in Eukaryota, Metazoa, Cnidaria, Anthozoa, Scleractinia, Pocilloporidae.
AGGAGCUUUCUAGUCAUGUUGGCAACUGCUUGAAAUACAAGUCAGAGAGUGACAAUGGAAAUAACUUUCCUCAACUGCAAGAAGACCAGGAAGGAAGGCUGACCCAACUGCAGCAAAGUGAAUUAGAGGAACUAAAGAAUCGUUAUACCCAGCUCAGUAAUGUGGUUCAUCUUCUGGAAUGCCAAUUGAAGGAGACAAAAGAAGCACAAAUGAGACUUGAGACACCACUGCGUGAACAAGAAAUUAUGUAAGUUUGCUGAGAGCUGGAGAAUUAAUGAUCACUCUUGGGAAACUAGCAUGGGAAGCUAAAUUUUCGAACACUAUCUCCAAUAAUCAGUCCCUGAAUUUGUCAAUAUUUCACUUUCUUUUGGUACAACUUAAACUGACUUAAAAUAAAUCGAACAUCCAUGAGGCAGGAGCAUCACAGUCUGAGUUUCUAUCUAUUGUGCUACAUGUAUCUUGAGUUUAAAAGAGUGACCUUGACUUUGACUUUUUUUUUUCAUGAACAGCAACAACUUUCCUUCUCCCAAUUAAAAUUAUAGGUUGAGGAAGCAAGCAGGACGUUUUUGCAAUGGAACUUAUACCUGGAGAAUAGAAAAGUUCAGAGAUUGUUACCAAGAUGCCAUCAGUGGAACAAGCCCAACAAAGUACAGCCCACCAUUUUACACCAGUCUGCAUUGCGGGUACAACCUGUGCAUGCGAAUCAACAUGAAUGGUGUAGAUGAUGGUGUUGAUGAUGGUGUUGGUAAACACGUGGCGUUGUUCAUUCAUUUGAUGCGAGAUGAUCACGAUGAUUUCUUACAAUGGCCAUUUGCUAAAAAGUUCAGAUUGUCCAUCUUGAAUCAAUCUGGAGAUGAAGGGGAGCAUCAUGAUAUCAGCAAAACCCUGGUGGCUGAACCUAAAUGGAAAGCAAGUCAAAGACCAGAGGCACCGCACAACUACUAUGGAUUGGGUUACCCAAAAUUUGCCCCCAUUGAGCUGAUUUGUCAGCCACAGUACACCAAGAAUGAUACCCUGCUGGUAAAAUUUGAGAUGAUUGGUUAG